AUUUUCCUCGCCCCAAAGCCUUCUAUUAAUUCUUAAACCUCUUCUUAUAUAUAUAACUUCAUCUUUCAGAUUUGUUUAAGCUAGCUAGCUAGCCAUCAUGGGCGUGAUCACUUAUGAAACCGAGAUCACCACCUCUAUCCCGCCGGCCAAGCUAUUCAAGGCCUUUGUCGUCGACGCCGACAUCCUCAUCCCCAAGAUAAUGCCGCAGGCUAUCAAGAGCGUCGAGAUCCUCGAAGGCGACGGCGGGCCCGGCACCAUCAAGCUCACCACUUUUGGCGAAGGGAGCACAUACAAGAGCGCAAAGCAGCGCGUCGACGGGAUAGACAAAGAUAACUUCACCUACAGCUACAGCAUAAUCGAAGGCGAUGCUUUGACGGGUGGAAUCGAAUCGAUCUCGUCGGAGGUCAAAAUCUCGGCCUCCGCCGACGGAGGAUCCAUCUGCAAGAACAGUAGUACGUACCACGUGAAGGGUGACGCCCAGAUCACUGAAGAGGAUAUCAAGAGCGGCAAAGAGAAGGCCAAAGGCAUGUUCAAGGCUAUUGAGGCCUAUCUCUUGGCCAAUCCCGAGGCUUAAUUAGUAACCCAACUAUAUAUUUGGCCAUAGUUUGGUGUUGUUAUGUUUUACGUACGUUCCAAUAUAAAAAAGAGCCUUGUGAGAGGGUUUGAGCUAUGAACGUUAGUUCAAAUGUGUGUUUUAUUGGUCUUUCUUUGGAUGUAUGAAAUAUGUAAGUUCUUGGAGUCAAUAAAAGGGAUUGUUACUAUA
This is a messenger RNA of Diospyros lotus (date-plum), 763 nucleotides long. Its product is annotated as major allergen Pru ar 1-like. Gene Ontology annotation, cellular component: nucleus; cytoplasm. Gene Ontology annotation, biological process: abscisic acid-activated signaling pathway; defense response. Gene Ontology annotation, molecular function: protein phosphatase inhibitor activity; signaling receptor activity; abscisic acid binding. Bases 98 to 574 code for a protein of 158 amino acids. NCBI's taxonomy places the organism in Eukaryota, Viridiplantae, Streptophyta, Magnoliopsida, Ericales, Ebenaceae. The transcript is spliced from 2 exons. The record is from RefSeq and is a predicted model, not a curated record.